Molecule: messenger RNA, 1642 nt
Organism: Oldenlandia corymbosa var. corymbosa
Lineage: Eukaryota; Viridiplantae; Streptophyta; Magnoliopsida; Gentianales; Rubiaceae
Source: the annotation of a GenBank genome assembly
AUUUAAAACCCACUUGAGUAAGUAACACUGACUACUUUUACAUUUAAUAUAAACACACCCUUUUGAUCCAAUCUGCAUUCUCAGUCCACCAAGUGAGAAAUGUCAACAUUGAACACCAUGGAUGAAGCAUCAAAGCUUGAGCUUCUUCAAGGUCAAGCAGAGAUAUGGAAACAAACUUUCAGCUUCGCCAAUUCCAUGGCACUCAAAUGUGCCGUGGAGCUCCGAAUACCCGACAUUUUGCACUCUCAAAAUCGCCCUUUAUCCCUCGACGAAAUAGCCUCCAAAAUAAACAAGUCUUCAUCACCAAACACCUCUUACCUCCACCGAAUCAUGCGCUUAUUAGUUCACAACAAAAUCUUCACUUCCACCACCACAACUUCGCCUGACUCCGGCGCCGGAGAUGGUGCCUCCAUCACGCUCUACGGCCCCACGGCGGCCUCGAGGUGGCUCGUGAGGGAUUCGAAUGAGUUGAGUUUGGCGCCAUUUCUUUUGAUGGAAAACCAUCCAUUGCUUCUUAGUCCAUGGCAUCAAUUUAGUGCUUGUGUUAGGGAUGGUGGGAAUGCAUUUGAAAUGGCCAAUGGGGCUGAAAUAUGGGAUUUGGCUGCCCAAAACCCUAAAUUCAAUCAGCUCUUCAAUGAUGGAAUGGCAUGCACCGCAAAGAUUACCAUGCACGCAAUUCUCUCUGAGUUUGGCAGUAAAAAUAAUGGAUUCGAAGGUUUGGAAUCUCUGGUCGAUGUCGGCGGCGGAAUUGGACAAACUAUCGCGGAUUUUGUCAAGAAAUAUCCACAAAUUAAAGGGAUUAAUUUUGAUUUGCCACACGUCAUCGCGACUGCGCCAGAACAUCCCGGAGUUUCCCAUGUCGGCGGUGACAUGUUUAAGGAAAUCCCUAGUGCCCAAGCCGUCUUUAUGAAGUGGAUCUUGCACGAUUGGAGCGAUGAAGAAUGCGUGAAAAUUUUGAAAAACUGUAGAAACGCAAUCCCAGAAAAGAAUGGAAAGAUAUUCAUUGUUGAUGUGGUCUUGAAGCCGGAUGAUGAGUUGUUUGGCACUUCCCGACUUGCAUUUGAUUUGGUGAUGAUUGCUCAUACCAGGGGUAUGGAGAGGACUGAAUCCGAAUGGAAGAAGUUGCUUGAGAAAGGCGGUUUCCCGCGCUACAAAAUUACAGACAUUCCAACUUUCUGCUCAAUCAUCGAAGCCUAUCCAAAUUAAUUAUUACCAAAAAAUGGUUCAUAUACUCUUUUACGUGUGGUUUUUGUCGGAUCAGCCUCCAAAAUUCUACUUUUGGUUCUCAAUCUGCUUUUUCUUCUUCUUCUUCACAUAAACGUCUUCAAUAAAAUGGGCUUGUAUUAGUUUAUAACAAAACUGUCCAUGGCAUCUUAAGUUCCCUUAAUUUGUAUUUUAACUUUUUAAUGUUAAGCAAAAAUUGGCAUGCCUGUCAUGUAAGUCCUAGAUCCUUAAUUUUUUGCAUCGCAAUCGUUUCAGUUCCACGAUACCUGUACACUUUUGUGACCUCUCCUACAAAAGUUUUAUUCUAUGGGGAAAAAGUAAUGUAUAUGAUUUUAUAAAUACUCUUUCCGUCUCAAAAUUGAUUAUUGCCUUAUUUGAAUUUUGAUUCUAGUUCAUAUUAUACUAAAAUUGAAAAUAC